AUGAUUCCUAAUAAUCUCAAGCACUCAGUUUGUGAAAUUACUCUUUAAAAUAACCUAAAUUCUGUAAGUCUUAUUGGGAAUAGCACUGCUAUCUAAGAAGUAUUCAUGAGAAUUGCUGAACAGUUUAAAGCAAUGUUUAGAAGAUAAGCUUUUUUAUAAUGGUAUACAAAUCAAGGAAUGGAUGAAAUGGAAUUUGCAGAAGCAGAGUCAAAUGUGCUAGAUUUAGUUUCUGAAUAUUAAUAAUAUUAAGAUAUGUUUGUUGAUUAAGAAGAAUAAGAAGAAGAGUCUCAAAAUACAUUACAGACAUGUGAUAAAGGCUAAUAUUGA
This is a messenger RNA of Tetrahymena thermophila SB210, 327 nucleotides long. RefSeq names its product tubulin beta chain. Lineage: Eukaryota; Ciliophora; Oligohymenophorea; Hymenostomatida; Tetrahymenidae. The transcript has a single exon. The record is from RefSeq and is a predicted model, not a curated record. Gene Ontology annotation, biological process: mitotic cell cycle; microtubule cytoskeleton organization. Gene Ontology annotation, molecular function: structural constituent of cytoskeleton; GTPase activity; GTP binding. Gene Ontology annotation, cellular component: cytoplasm; microtubule.